CAAUUCUAAAUCAGCUGAUGGUGAAUUUGACUUAUUUAUUUUUAAAAACUUCAAACAUUGCGAAAUGAGUCUUUCAACAAGUUCUCGAAAAUUAUAAAGUGAUUCAUUUGUGAUUCUAGACAUUAUUGACACAAAUAAACUGCAACGAUAUGGCAUCGAAGGUAGUUGCUACUGCAACUGUAAGGGCGGUUAAAAAAAAGCUUCUGCCAACUAGAGCUGCUCUCAUUUUGACACCCGCUGCUGUUUCAAGGAUAAAGCAUCUCUUGGCGGGCAAAAAUGAAUAUAUAGGCCUCAAGGUAGGAGUUCGUCAGCGAGGUUGUAAUGGACUAUCUUACACGCUUGAUUAUGCCACAGUAAAAGACAAAAUGGACGAAGAAGUUGUACAAGAUGGCGUGAAAGUGCUGAUAGACAAAAAAGCUCAGUUAUCAUUGUUAGGUACUGAAAUGGAUUAUGUGGAAACUAAAUUGUCGGCAGAAUUUGUGUUUAAUAAUCCCAACAUUAAAGGAACAUGUGGAUGUGGAGAAUCUUUUAGUAUUUAAGUUUUUUGUAUAGUAAUUUGAACUGAGUAGUAAAAUAAAUUUACUUCGGAGAACUUAGCUUGUCGAUCUUA
Malaya genurostris is the source of this 610-nucleotide messenger RNA. It is a transcript of the gene MagR, whose product is annotated as iron-sulfur cluster assembly 1 homolog, mitochondrial. Lineage: Eukaryota; Metazoa; Arthropoda; Insecta; Diptera; Culicidae. Gene Ontology annotation, biological process: iron-sulfur cluster assembly. The record is from RefSeq and is a predicted model, not a curated record. Gene Ontology annotation, molecular function: 2 iron, 2 sulfur cluster binding. The coding region runs from base 150 to 539 and encodes 129 amino acids. Gene Ontology annotation, cellular component: mitochondrion; cytoplasm. The transcript has 5 exons.